CCCAUCUUGGUGUUUAUGACGUUGAGGCAAGGAUUGAAACUGUAAAAUUCCUGCACUCUGCAACAUUAGUUUCCACUUUUUCUCCACAAAAAUAAUAUUUUCUAUAUAUUAAACCGCUAAUGUUAUUAACUUCCUAAAUUUUGUUUAUACAAUUAUAAAGUGUCUUGAGAAGAAAUAUGCAUAUUAUAGCUUAAUAGUAGUUAGUAGACCACGGACGAAAAAGAUAAGAUCGUGAGUAUGAAUGUAUCGUGUCUCGAUAGCGCAUGUGUUAAUAAUAAUCGCAGAUUUUUUAUAUAAAAACAUAAUAAUAUGCUAAGUAUCAACUUGUCAACGCGUGUAAUAAAAGGAUGCACGUACUUUCUUACAACAUUCAAGAGAAACAGAAAGUUGCGAGAGGUAACCUCUUUCGCGUAUUGUCAUCAUGUUCGAAAGAGGCAACUUCACUCGAGUCCAACCGGCGGUCCGUCGAACGUGUUAUUUUUCAGGACAGACAAUUUCUCUGUCGAGAGCUUACGAAGUAUGUCUAAUGAAUACAAUCGAAGUGACGCGUGGGAUUUGGAAGUGCUGGAGCAGACCAGGGUGAUAGCGACUCCAGGAGAAAGUGCUCAAAUUAUAAAGGAUAUAAUAAAUCCUCGCAAGCCUCCCUCCGAUGGCAAGGUAGUCGUAUCCUUCGACUGCGAGGGCAUAAAUCUUGGUAUCAAGGGACAGUUGACUCUUGUCCAGGUUGGUACGAUGAGCGGCCAAGCGUACGUGUUUGAUUUAUUCACAUGUCCAAGUCUCAUUCAGGCUGGAGGUCUCCAAAAGCUGUUGGAACAUAAAAAUGUUCUUAAGGUGAUUCAUGAUUGUACUAAUGACAGUAUCAAUCUGUACAAUCAGUAUAAAAUUACGUUGACAAACGUUUUUGAUACACAGGCUGCGCACGCAGUGCUUCAGUUUCAAGAAACGGGAAAACCUGUGUACAAAGUUAAAAACGUUAAUCUGAACACUUUGUGUGACCAUUAUGGUGCUCCGUGUAAUCCACUUAAAGAAAAAGUGAAAAAUAUUUAUCGCAAAGAUCAACGCUAUUGGUCCCGGCGGCCUAUGACUCGUGUUAUGCUAAUUUAUGCAAGCAGCGAUGUUUUGUGCCUUGUACCUCAAGUUUAUAAUACCAUGUCUAGACUUAUAAAGCCGGAAAUGCAAGGUCUUUUUGCAGAGUUGUGCGAAGAACAAAUUCAAAUGCACAUAAGACCGGAAGAGAUAAAAGCGCGUAAGAAACAGCGAAUGCUCGAGACCGAAGCGGCAGAUCUGAUAAGAAUGGAAAAAGCGACGAGUAAAAAUAUCGUGCUAAGCAAUUGUGAAAGUCGGCUUCCCCGGUACCUGGAGCUUGCUGAAGAUGAGAAAGAGAAGCUCAAAGGAAGUUAUAAAGUUGCGCGGAAAUUAGAGGAGCUGGGGAACAUGGGUCAAGAUAAAGCUAGUAGCGAUAAUGAUAAAACGGACAAUCUUGAUUAUCAAAAUUUAGAUUAUACUUUGGAAAAUUCCCAUUCUGGUAAAAUGCUUUAA
Ooceraea biroi (clonal raider ant) is the source of this 1539-nucleotide messenger RNA. RefSeq lists its product as uncharacterized. Gene Ontology annotation, molecular function: nucleic acid binding; 3'-5' exonuclease activity. Gene Ontology annotation, biological process: nucleobase-containing compound metabolic process. The record is from RefSeq and is a predicted model, not a curated record. Lineage: Eukaryota; Metazoa; Arthropoda; Insecta; Hymenoptera; Formicidae.